CGGACUUGAUCGGCCGUUUGCAUUUGAAUUUUAAACGCGAUUUACUAAUUCUUUAUUUAAAGAAGUUGCUCAAAUCGAAAUUUAAAUUCGUCGCGUAUUAUUCUAACAAACGUUGGUAAACAGUUGACAAAAGAGGUUUUUAGACAGUUUUUUGUGAAGAGGCAGUGAGUGCACGUCUUUACAAUUGCUGAAUGGACACAAUGGGACUUCACCACAAGUAAUCUUCGUCACGGGAAAAUGUGCGCGUUCGCGAGUUUUACAUCGCGAUGCAGCGUUGCCCCUACAUCCACGAGAUGAAGGAGCGGUUGCUUGGAGCCCCUGUUGACGCGGAGAACAAGGAAGUGACCCGAGCGCCGCUGGAACGGCCGCUCGACCCUCAAGAAAACCAGGUCGGCACCAUCGUCAAACUGAAUUCCGACGGGUACGGGUCUCACACGUCGCCGGCGCGGGCGCCGCUCGUCACAGACGAGUGCGAAGCGCCGCCGGACGAGACCGAAGCCCUAACACCCUCAGAUAUAGUGCUUCGGUACAGAGCCUGCUGCCAACCUGAUACUACGCCCAAAAAUGCAAAAACUUCGCUGUUUAUCAUCUCGAGUUUUAUCUACGCCAAGCUUCUGGUUGUUGUGUGUAUCGCUUACGUCAUCAGUGAUGUCAUCACACACAACCUCCCUCUGUAUUACUACGAGGGGUUCUUCACCUAUCUGUAUGGCAUGAGCAUUUUGUUUUUGUUGUACGUUUUCUGCUUCUUACUCCAAGAGAGCGCAUGCUGCAGUGGAAGCCCUCCUAAACCGAAGCCCCCGCCAAAAGAGAAGAAACCUAAGAAGGAAAAAGAAAAGAAAACCAAAGACAAAGAAGCGAAAGAAGGCAAGGAAGGAAAAGAUGGAAAAGAAGGCAAGGAUAAAAAGGAUGGAAAGAAAGAUAACAAGUCUAAAGACAAAGGCAAAGAUAAGGAGGAAAAAGAUAAGGCGUCCAAAGACGCUAAGAAACAAAGCCAAUUCCAGCAACAACAGCAGCAACAACAAGAUAUUGUGGAGCUGGAAGCAGGGCCUGUUGCCAGACCAGUACGCAGACGCAAGACUUCUCAAAACGAUCACAGUCACGGCAGCUUCUUCCUUAGGAUUGGAGCAAUUGCAUUCGGUCUCGGCACUAUGAUCUACAACGGGCUGGAGUUUGGCACUUUCUUCGAAUUGCCUCUAGAGUCACCCUGCUACUUGAUCCUAAAAGGCGUCAAUCCCGUCUUGCAAAUGGUGUUUACGUUCAUGCAAAUGUAUUUCAUUUUCAUGAAUUCUAGGCUCAACAUACAUCGAUUCAAGGUAAUCGCUCGAUUCGGUCUGAUGCACGUAGUUGCCACAAACAUUUGCGUAUGGAUUCGAACAUUGGUGCUUGAAUCUUUGAAGGAAAUCACCGAUUACCACGUUAAAAAUCCUCACGGUUACUCAGGAGAAGGCGUGUUGGGAAAAGUCAUCCGUAAGCACACUCUGAGGCAUUCCGGUAAAGUGUUUGGUGCAGCUACCACAGCCGCAACCUCUAUCGCAUCUACUGUUUUAACCACCGCUAAGACCACUGGAGAGCAACUCCUGAACGUUGUCACCUCCACAGCUGCUCCUACCACCACACCUACCACAAUGACCAACACGUCAGAAAUCUUCGAGUCAUUCGACGGUCUCAAUCCAGCUGCGCUGAUCGCCAAUAUCGAUAAUACAACCGUGUGCGGCCGAAACCCAAUUAUGGGCACUAUCGUAACCGACUCGGCACCUUAUCUGUAUCCAUUCAUCAUUGAAUACUCCCUCAUCGGUGCCGCCGUCAUUUACGUUAUGUGGAAGCAUAUUGGCCGUUAUCCCAGCGUGGCCAACGAUGAAGAUCUGGAAAGACGUCUGGAGGCUGUUCUCUCCCGCAGGGCGGCAGCGCUUGCAGCGGCUCAGCGUGGAAACCGUGUCGAUUGUGCCGGAGCCUCUAAGGGUCUCUUCUGUGGACUACUACUGCUCGUCGCCUCCCUCAUCUGCUUGAUACUCUUCUUUGUCCUGAUAAGACACCAGGAGUUGAAGCGCCUCUCGAUCUAUUUGGCCGAUGUGUCUCACUGUGCACUGAUGGUUCUCUCUAUACUGGCGAUUCUAAUUGGAUUUAUACGUGGUCGUGUAAUGAAAUGGAGCAAUACUCCUCCCUCCUAUACCGAGCCUCUCCGCAGGGUGCAAUCUUUGAAGUUCCGCUCAGAAGAACAGUCCGACUUGAACGACAUUCUGCUCCGUGUUUCUGCGUUUGGUCUCUUCGUGUACGCCGUGUUCAGCGUCAUCGCUGGUGGAAUGGGAGCCUUCACUCAUGAACCAAACCUUCUCGUCAUGAUCACUGGCUGUUUGAGCGUGCUCCAGGUGGUGUUGCAACUGCUGUUUAUCGCUGAUGUUUCUCGUCGCCGUGUUCACCUGCCUGAACAAGAACGUAGCAAGCCCGCCCGUCAGGCUGUCACUUUCCUCCUUAUCUGCAACGUCACCAUGUGGCUCAUUUACACCUUUGAAGCCCAAAAAGUCCUCGCUAACCCGGUACAACUUGAUUUCUACGGCUUCGUGGCUUGGUCUCUCGUCCAGCGCUUCACUCUGCCACUUUGCAUUUUCCACCGCUUCCACUCAGCUGUCACCCUUGCCGAAAUUUGGAAGACCAGCUACAAAGCGCGCCUGGAGUGAGCGAUUGGAAAUAAUUAAAUUGGAGACCUAAGUCCAAUCAGCAACAUCCUAAUGCAACUUGGGAUGAAAAUUACGGAUUCGUCCUUAUCCGGGACAGCAAUUUUUUGUAGGUAGAACGGAUAAAAUUAUUGCUAGUUUUCAAAAUCAUCUUGCUAUUUCAAGUGUUAGUAUAGGUGUGACGAAUUUAGGAUGGUAAACAUUGCAUUUUACAAUGUAGAAGAGAAUAAGUAAUUGCUCUCCCGGAAAGUAUUAUAGUUGACACGAUAUAAUCACCUGGACCUUCCUACCCUAUGGAUCAUCGAUAUGUUGGUUAUUAUUUGCGGUUCUUUCAUACUAUUUUUAUCUUUCACAUUCCAUUCUAUUUUUACAGUUUCAAUAAAAAUUAGGUUUCUUGAAAGACUGACUGUGGAGACUUUAAAGCGACCAAGCAUACAUAUUUUCAGCUCAUUUUCUUUAAAAGAUACGUAAACCGAUUUGCUCAGAUUUCGAAAUUCUAUACUUACUUGCUAUCUUUAUUUCAAGUUGUAAUGAGAGCGUUUAAAUCGAAAACACGAUAAUAAAAUUGAAAAAUCCCAGUUGUGAAAAGUUCCCUCCUUUGUUAGAAAUAAUUUGUGUGCCAUGGUUUUAGGGUUAAGGCUUCAUUAAAAAUUGGACAAUAUUUUACAUUUCUGGAACUGUUUGAAUCUCAAACAAACUCUGUCUUUUCUGCGUCAAGAAUUCUUUGUUGUUGUUUCAUUGUUUAAAAUUAAUAACUAACUUCAAUCAUGUUGUCGAUGAAUUUAACAUUUCAGCACAAAAUGGGAGCCAUUUUGUGUGUCUAUUUAAAUCCGUAUCUAAAUUAUAUAAGAUAUAAAAUUAAUUAAUAUAAAUUAAUUAUUAUAUUAACGUUUCAGAAGAUUUAUUAGCCAACAUAAAUUUGAGGUAAACAAGUAGGAUUACUAUAAAAGUUUAAUAUUAUGUGGUAUCGUAAGAGGGUAGUUGACGUGUCGAAAAUUAUAUAUCUGAUUAAACGUACUUAACUUAGAGAUGGAGUAGAGACCUGCCGCUUGAGCUGCAGAGCGCCGCUUUUACGGAUCAUUUGGGUAUUUGAGUUUAGGAGACAUUUUUAUUGCAAAGGGGCCAUAAAAAUGUAAAUUUUUUAUCAAUUUGUAUCAAGCACAUUUAUAGCGCUGACGUUAGCAAGUUCAGGAAUGUGGUAACACUAGAUCUAGUAAUAAGUUACACGCACUAGCAACAUUAUUAGAUGUUGUUAGAAUAAAAAAAACUUUUAUGUAUUAGUCAUUUAUAAAAUCGAUUACAAUUUGCGAAGUUUUAACAUGGGGCUAAGUUCACAACAUCAA
Molecule: messenger RNA, 4015 nt
Organism: Spodoptera exigua (beet armyworm)
Lineage: Eukaryota; Metazoa; Arthropoda; Insecta; Lepidoptera; Noctuidae
Source: the annotation of a GenBank genome assembly